AUCAUUCAAACAAAAUCGAACGGCGCAGAUUUUGCCUGUGAUCUUAACCACAACACCGUACUGUAAUCCUACGAACCCUGUCCUGUCCUGUUCUGUUCUUGCAGUCCCAGUAGAUACCUAAAGCGUCACUAUUUUUGUCUGCCGCAUCUUCCCAUCCUUAAUUUCUUCAAAACCCUAGCAUAAACCCAUCCCCCCCAAUUUCUAAACCCUAAUAGCUGGAAUAUUCUGUUCUCAUUUAGGGUUUUAUUUUUUUUCUUUUUUUUUUUAAAUUUAUAUUUGAGUUUUUCGUCGUUUCUCUCUCUGUCUCUUGGGUGAUUGUUCGACGCUACGACAAUGGAGACUCUUUGUUCGAACGCCGCCGUGGUGGAGAGUUUCGUGAGCUCCGUAGUUCAAGCUGCGGUGGUGCAGACAGCCGUCGUUGCUGUAAAGUCAGUUGCUUGGUCACUGUUCAUGAUUGGGACUCUGCCUAGUGGAAUUGAUGUCUUGCCAAAGGAACCUAAUGCAUUUACGGGGUUCCCUUUUGAUAAGCUUCAUGCUUUGAGAAAACCUGGUCCUGAGAACAAAGAUGCCAGUGACACUGAGGAUGAUGAUGAUGAGGACGAUGAGGCUGCAGAUGAUCAGGAUGAGGAUGGAGGUGAGGAUGAAGAUGGAUCUGAUGAAGAUGGCGAAGAUGGAGAUCCUGAGGAUGGACCAGAGGCCAACGGUGAUGGUGCCAGUGGAGACGAGGAUGAUGAAGACGACGAUGAUGAGGAGGAUGAUGAUGACGAUGAUGAUGGUGAGGAAGAGGAGGAGGAAGACGAUGAAGAAGAUGAGGAGGAGAUUCCUCAGCCACCAGCUAAGAAAAGAAAAUAAACCAGACUUUCUUUUCUUUAUCGUUUUCGUUUUUUUGGGCAGUGUGGUGUUAGUUGGAGGCUAGAAUGGGCAGAUUCAUGUUACCUGUCCACAUUAGGGUAGAUUAAGAUUGCAAUACUUUGUGGAUUAAGAACCCUUUUUAUGUUUUCUAUUCUCAGUUUGUAAUGUGAUCGUAUAUUAGCUCUUUUAGCUCUAUCUCACUCCCUUCAAUCUUCGUACAUCAACAUUGAUUCUUGAUUAAAUUUGAAUGCCUCCAUGGUUAGAAGUGUUACUAUUUGGUUUUAGAGAGAGCAUCUCUGGUCUUUAUCUUAGGGCACAGCCUUCGGUUUUA
Molecule: messenger RNA, 1183 nt
Organism: Rubroshorea leprosula
Lineage: Eukaryota; Viridiplantae; Streptophyta; Magnoliopsida; Malvales; Dipterocarpaceae
Source: the annotation of a GenBank genome assembly